Messenger RNA from Lactuca sativa (garden lettuce), 3222 nucleotides. Lineage: Eukaryota; Viridiplantae; Streptophyta; Magnoliopsida; Asterales; Asteraceae. The record is from RefSeq and is a predicted model, not a curated record.
UUAAGGUUAUUCUAACCGUUUACAAAUAGUCCUUUUAUGUCACAACUGAAAAUUUUGAGCUAUGUAAUCUAUACAUUCAAGUUAAUAUGAAUCAAAAACUUCAAUCAAAUACAUCAUGCUAGUACUACAAAUAGUCAUCAAACAAUUGGAGACCCUAGAAGUUCUUGUUAAGUCUAUUUUAGACUAGAACUUCCUUAUUGGAUCCAAAUGGGCCAAUGAGCUUCCAAUUAGACUAUCAUAGGCUUAAAACCCUAAUUGGGCUCUAAUUGGACCCACACUUAUUUAUUUUAACAUUUUGGGCCAUAUUGGGCCUAGAAUUAAAUGAAUUAAAAGCCUUGAUACAUGAAUAACCUAAACUAGUCCAAUAAAAAUAUAAAAAAAUCCUACUACAUUCUUUUAGACUAAAAACAUACCCAAGGCUAACUCAAAUAUUGGGCUUAGGAGCAAAAGGCCCAAAUUUCUUUUUUUUCCUCCAUGUUUUCGGCCCAAUACCCAAGCCCAAGAGGAUUUGAAGAUAGUUGACUUUCAAGUGACACAUCAUUAUUAUCCAUAGGAUAUCCAUGCAACAUCUCAUACCUCCAUGCAAGCAUCACUUCAAAAAUCACUUCUUUCUCUUCCUCUCUCUCACUCUCGGCCAUACACACCUACACACCCCAAAAAAAAUCUCUCAAACACUCUCUAGAUCACUCAAGAACAACUCUCCCUCUCCACUCAAACAUCUCGAGUUCUAGGAAGCAUUCAAGAGGAAAUCUCCACAAAAUUCUUCAUCUAAGGUAAGAUUAUGCAUAGAUCUAUGGUUUAAAUUCUUUUGUUAUCAAAAUCCUUUCCUAAUCUAUGCAAAAAUCGUGAUCUUGCACCCUAGAACCAUCUCAAAACUCGAGAUCUUCAUCAAAGGGAGCCAAGGCCAAAAACACUUCAUUUUUCCUUGCAAAACCGAAUCAACACCCCAAGACAACAUGGCUGGCUUUCAUCACCCGGGAGACCCCUACUUCCCUAAUCAGGGAAACAACGGCUGGCUAGAGGAGGAGGAGGAGCCUGAGGAAGAGCCUGAAGAAGAACCUGAGGAGGACCCCGAAGAGGAAUCUGACGGGGAACCGGAGGCGGAAGUCGAGGGCGAGCCUGUCGAACCCGAAGAAGACGAAGAACCUUUCGAAGAGGAGCUCGAUGACAGCGAAGGGGGUGAUUCGGAUGCAGAGUCCGAGGUCAUCGACCCCCCUUACCCGAUCAGGGUGCCUGCAUAUCGUGUGGGACCCACUGGACCUACCCCUCCUUGGGGCAUUGAUCUUUAGAGAUGGAGCAGACAUCAGGGACAGCGACCCCCGUUUGGCAUGUCACGUGAGUUCUUUGACUUGAGGAACGGAGGACCGGCCGACCGAGCCCUACCAGUCAUGGUGAGACGACUACGGGACACCGGCGACCUUGCUCAGGGCACUGCUGAUCAAGUACGCCAGUUGUGGACUAGAGUCGAGCGUGCGGAACAGGAGACGCGUGACGUCCUCCGGGAGUUUCACAUGAGGCAGGUAAGGUGGGAAUCUCGACUUCAGGACGCAGAACGCCUAGUGGCUCGUCUUCAGGGAGGAUCCACAUCUUCGGCACCACCUCCUGACGCAGCCCAUCGCGGUUAGGGAUAGACUUAUCAUAGUAGGUUAUUAGGAACUAUGUUAUGUACUCCGGCUCUAUGUUUAAGUGACUACACUACUCAUGGAGCCGUUAUGCUGUCGGAUUAGUGUUACUUAUGUAUGCUCUUACGAGCAAAAUUUUCUUGUACUAAAUGCGGAUAAUAUUAAUAAACUUUUGUGUGUUUUGCUAUAAUAUUCUCAGUUGUCAUGUGUUAAGACAUUAUGAUUGUAUGCUUGAUGAUAGUAAUGUUUAGGUUCGCACCAUACACCUAGUUAGUAGGGUCACCACCUCACAGAAGCCACGUACACUCAACAUCUUUCCGUUUCAUGACAGAAAGAUGCCUCGCCCAGCUACUCGCGGAAAUCCCGAACCAACCCCGCCGGAAGUUGACUCCACUACUUUCCAGGCAGCCGUGUCUGCUGCAGUCACAGCGGCUAUGGCACAACUUCACCGAGGGAACAACGGAGGAGGUAACGGGCAAGGAUCCGGAAGUUCGAACAACGGGACGAACCAAGGACUCACUAAAACGUGCACCUACAAGGAUUUUGCGAACGCUAAACCCCGAACUUUCAACGGUACCGGAGGAGUGAUCGCCCUAAAGCGAUGGAUCGAGAAGGUAGAGUCGGUAUUCGAGAUAUGCGAGUGCCCCGAGCAGAUGAAAGUGAAGUUCGCGGCCUGCACUUUUGUGGACCAAGCACUCACUUGGUGGAAUGGUCAUGUAGAAGCUAUGACACUCCCUGUCGCCAACUCUAUUCCCUGGGCAGAAAUGAAAGAGAUGUUGACGGCUGAGUACUGCCCCCGAGGCGAAAUACAAAAGAUGGAGCAGGAACUAUGGAAUCUCACGGUGCAGAAUGGGAACAUCGAUGCUUACAUAUCGAGAUUCAGCGAACUAUCUCUGUUGUGCCCGGGUAUGAUCACAUCAGAGGGAAAGAAGAUUGAACGAUUCAUUUGGGGACUGACAUCCCCCAUUCAAGGGAAUGUGAUAGCUGCGAACCCUGAAACUUUUGACAGUGCGAAGAGAUUGGCAAAGAGGCUAUAUGAUCAUAACCACAAAAAGGGCGAGAAACCGGUAGAGACUGAGAAGAAGAAGGAGAGUGAUGGUAAGAAAGGAUGGAACAACAAGAGGAAGGGGCGUCAGGGUCCCGAGACCUCUAAAAAGCAGCAAACGGUGGCAGUUCACGCUGUCACUGCGCCGGUACCAGUCACAUCACAUGCUCCAGCCUCAGCUGCUUCAAAUGCUUCAAGACCCUACUCCGGUACUCUUCCUAGUUGCAAUAAGUGCGGCCUCCACCAUCACGGCGAAUGCAGAGAAUACCAUUGCACCAGUUGCAACCGAAGAGGACACACUGCAAGGUUCUGCAGGACUUAUCCUUCUCAGAACCAGAGUCAGGGAAACAACCAGAACAACAACAAUAACCACCGCAAUACCAACAACACCAAUGCCGGCAACAACAAUGCAGGGCCUAGCCACACCUGUUUUGGGUGUGGAAGGACGGGACAUUUCCGUUGAGAUUGCCCUAACAACAACAACUCAGGAAACAGAGGAGCAGGAAGAAUGCUGACUAUGGGUCAGAGUGAUGCAGUUCAGGACCCCGCAGUUGU